AUGCGCCUCGUUCCUCCCGACGGCUGCGUCUACGCGCAUGCGCCGGCCGUCCCAGAGGCCCUGACUGCGCAUGCUCGGUGCCAGCUCCCCCUUAAAGGGCCAGCGCCGCUAUUUCCUUCCCAGGGCGGGGGCGCAGCCAUGUGGCUCCCCCUGCUGGGGCUGCUGCUGCUCGGGGCGCCGGGGCGGGGGGCGGGGCAGGAGGCGCAGGAGGGGGACGAGAGGCGGCCCACCCCCUGCGAAGUCUGCAAGUACCUGAGCCUGGAGUUGCAGGAGACCCUGGCGCAGAGCGGCCGCUCCAAGGAGGUGCUGGAGCUGGGGCAGGUGCUGGACUCGGGCAAGCGGAAGAGACGCAUCCAGUACAACACCUCGGAAACCCGACUGGCCGAGGCCCUAGAAACCGUGUGUGAGCGGUUCCUGCAUUACAACGUCCAUGCCGAGCGCCCAGGCAGCCUGCGGUAUGCCAAGGGUCAGAGCCAGACGAUGAAUACCCUGAAGAACCUGGUGAACAAGGGGGUGAAGGUGGAUCUGGGGAUCCCCCUGGAGCUCUGGGAUGAGCCAUCCGUGGAGGUGACACAGCUGAAGCAGCAGUGCGAGACGAUGCUAGAGGAAUUCGAGGCCGUGCUGGAGGACUGGUACUUCCACCACCAGGAGACGGCACUGGGAGCCUUCCUGUGCGAAGGGCACGUGCUGGCGGCUGGAGAGAGAGGGUGUCUGAGCGAGGUCUGGACAGGGAGGAAGGGUGACGAGGGAGCCCAGGAAGAGGAGGAGGAAGAGAUGAUGAAACAACCCAGCCCCCUCGCCAGGCAUGCAGAUCGUGACCCAGGGGAGCUCUGAGCAGGGGGGAGGGGGCGGGCGGGUUUGGCACAUUCAGGGGGAGGGACUUUGACACCCCUGCUUGCCUUCUCCCCCCAGGGCCUGCAGGUCCCUGCUGGGGACUUGGGAAAGGUAUGGAUCUGCCUUUUCGGUGCCUUAUGCACAGCGGCCUGGGGGGAUGUGGAAUUCCCCCCCCACACUGCCCCCGUUGUCAUUCUGUCUAUGUCUCUGUCUGUCCAUCUCUGGUUUUUAUACAGAAAUCGCCGGCCACA
Molecule: messenger RNA, 1085 nt
Organism: Caretta caretta (loggerhead turtle)
Lineage: Eukaryota; Metazoa; Chordata; Testudines; Cheloniidae
Gene: CNPY4
Product: canopy FGF signaling regulator 4
Source: RefSeq, a predicted model, not a curated record